UCGGUUAGGGAGUUCAUCACUGCACCCACUAAUUCUCUUCAACCUUACACUUACUCUCUAUAUUCUUACAUUCAAAUUUCUUCUUCCUUUUCAUGAUUAUAUCAAUGGACGAAGAAGUGGGAUCUAAGAAAAGCAAGACCCAGGGGAAUAGUAGUAAUAAUAACGCUACGAGAUGGACGAUUUUCAAGCGAUCGUUGAGGAAAGAAUCGAGAAAAAUGAAGCUAUUGGGGUCCGGAUUCAAGUGGAAAAGACUGACCAAUUUUCAGAUUUCUUUUUUGGAUAAUUUUCUUUUCAAGAUUGUUUCUAUGUUGGAGGGCGUUGUUCUUGGUACUACACUCUGUUUCUUCUUCCUCUGUUUUGGUUGUCACUUUUGAAUUUCGAUUCCACUGUUUCUUUCUUUCUUUCUUCCUUUUUCUUUUAUUGUUCUAUGAACUGUAAGAAUUUGGGUUUCGAUUGUGAUUUUCUUGUUUGGGAAUAGCUUGGUGUUAUUUAGAAGUUUAAAUCUCUGGACGAAUGAGCUUGAUACGAUUUUUGCCUCGUUUUAAUGAAGAAGAGGAAAAAAAAAAAGUAGCCGGAAAAUCCCGCGAUCAAUUGGGUUUUCCAGUGAGCGGGUGUUCUUGGCAGAUGAUGAAAGGAUGUUGAGGUAUGAUCUGGGUAGGGAGAAAAAUGGUGUGAUUCCAAAAGUUGAAACCGAUGUAUUUGGUAAUUUAUGGCAAUUGGGGAGGUUGGAAUCCGAUUCGGUUUCUUUAAUUAUGUUUUCCAAUUUUAUAAUUAGUUAGACCAAUUAAAUUAAUUUUGAAAAUUAAUGCAUUCCUUUUCUGCUUGUAAA
Molecule: messenger RNA, 829 nt
Organism: Cucumis melo (muskmelon)
Lineage: Eukaryota; Viridiplantae; Streptophyta; Magnoliopsida; Cucurbitales; Cucurbitaceae
Exons: 1
Coding region: 93-374 (93 amino acids)
Source: RefSeq, a predicted model, not a curated record